CUGCAGAUUAUGCGGUCGCUUUGAGAUUGAACCCCCAAAUUGCAUAAAACUAUGGCGCUAGAUGGCGUGAUCACUUCACCGCACCGGAGGACUCAACAAACGGCAUUUUCUUCAACUUCAUCCCGAAAGAAUUACACAACGGGAAAUGAAUUGGGCAACUUCUCGACCGUAAUCAGGCGGCACCGCUUCUUAUUAACCGCCCUCGUCCUCCUUGCUUUUUUGUGCACCGUUUAUCUGUAUUUUGCCAUUACUUUAGGGGGCAAUGAUGUGUGUUCAGGCUUAACAGGGAGUCAGAAGGCAUUUUGUCAUGUUCAACAUGCCAAAGAAUCAGUUGCCAAAGGAAAACUCAAGUUUUUUUAGGGUUUGAAGAAAUCUAGAGGUAAAGGUUUAUGGGUUAUUUACUAUGUUUUCUUUUUAGGAUUUUAGAAAUUGUGAAGACUUUUUGGGGUUCUUUUUGUUGAUUUGCAGCAGAAAAGUGUGGGAAUAUUGUGAAGAAACUAUAUUGUAUCUAGAGAUGCACAAUAUCCGGGCUUUUUGGGCUUGGGUCUGGGUCGGGCUUGUUUUCAGCAAAUAAAGAAGGCUUGGGCUUUUUUAGGUUGGGCUCUUUCAGACCAGGACAGACCCGACUUGGCCCAAAAAUUUCGGCUUGAUCAAGCUUUGAGGCUUGACCUGGACCGGGUUGGACCUGGUUUGAGCCAGGCUUGUGCUUUUUUAUGCAUCUCUAUUUGUAUCGACAGUUAUUAUAUAAAGUAUGAUCUAUGGUUAUUU
Molecule: messenger RNA, 768 nt
Organism: Cynara cardunculus var. scolymus (artichoke)
Lineage: Eukaryota; Viridiplantae; Streptophyta; Magnoliopsida; Asterales; Asteraceae
Exons: 2
Coding region: 52-360 (102 amino acids)
Source: RefSeq, a predicted model, not a curated record